UUGAGCUUUGAAUAUUUACAAGGAUUAAAACCAGAGAUUUCUCUUACUUAUUUGAAAAAAGUAUUUUUAUAAAUCGAUCUUUUGGAUUUGGAGAAACUAAGUUCUUGAUAACCCAAUCUUUAAUCGAGCUUACAGGCUCACAAACUGGAACAUUGUAUCGUGUACAAAAAUAGAUGACACUAGUUGUCAAAGUGAUGGCUUUCUACUAGCAUCUUUAAAAAAAUAGAAAGAGACUGCCACUCUUUAAUGGAUCUAAUUCGCCGCUUUACAAUUUGCAUUUAAAGGAUGAGUGAUCUUUUUGGUAGCAAAAUCAAUUUUGAGGAGAGAGUCACACACACACAGAAGACAAGAGAAGAAGAUGCAGCAAGAGAAAGAUAAUAAAAAAGAUUGUUGCAAGGUCAUUCCUCAACCUGUUAAGGAUUUCAUCAGGUGUCUGAGAUUCAGACGCUCGUCUUCUUCUUCUUCUUCAGACAUGGCCAAAGCUAAACCAAGAAAAAAUGAGGAGAAAUUAGAAGAUUCAUCUAUCGAAACUACAACGAGGGGUAUCAAGCUAAUGGGUACAAGGAUAAGGAAGCAACCAGUUAGCUCAGGAAAACGAGGUGGAGUUAACAACUACGACAUGUAGCUAAGAGUCUUUAUAUGUAGAACUAAAUCAUCUUGUUUAAUUAGUUGUUUACUCUCUAAACGAAACUUGCUUUGCUUCUCAAGGAAUAAUGAUGUCAGUAUUAUAAUUCCAUAUUCAA
Camelina sativa (false flax) is the source of this 743-nucleotide messenger RNA. RefSeq names its product elicitor peptide 5-like. The record is from RefSeq and is a predicted model, not a curated record. Lineage: Eukaryota; Viridiplantae; Streptophyta; Magnoliopsida; Brassicales; Brassicaceae.